Molecule: messenger RNA, 444 nt
Organism: Cylicocyclus nassatus
Lineage: Eukaryota; Metazoa; Nematoda; Chromadorea; Rhabditida; Strongylidae
Source: the annotation of a GenBank genome assembly
AUGAACAUGCGCAUAGGAAGUUUCUGCAGUUGCAUAAAAAGCAGGGAUGGGGAAAACUGGAACCUUAACGAGAAGGGGACAAAAGUUUAUCAGUUCGACUCCGUGGCAUCUUUACUGAUUGAAAGUGGUUUUAUUGAAGAUGCACUUGUACACAUCGCCUGUGACACUAGCAAAACACUGAGCGAUUUCUUUUACGUUCCGCAAAAGAGACUGAGCUACGUGGCUGACGUCAUUGAAGUGUUCUUCGAAGCCGGCAUGUUUGUAGAGCUCGCAAUGAUAAAGAUACUGCAAACUGUCCCGCAUAUCAGGCCUGAUCUACGUCGAUUCUUCUAUAUCCCCUACUACCACCGCCCUAUUUGGUACAUGUUCUAUGAUUCGGAAAAAAUCAUGGUUCAUCCCAUCAAAAUCAACCAAGCUGUUGAAUUAAGAACUCGAGCAAGGUGA